Suricata suricatta (meerkat) is the source of this 5018-nucleotide messenger RNA. It is a transcript of the gene APH1B, whose product is annotated as aph-1 homolog B, gamma-secretase subunit. Gene Ontology annotation, molecular function: protein-macromolecule adaptor activity. Bases 143 to 754 code for a protein of 203 amino acids. Gene Ontology annotation, biological process: Notch signaling pathway; positive regulation of catalytic activity; Notch receptor processing. The transcript is spliced from 8 exons. The record is from RefSeq and is a predicted model, not a curated record. Lineage: Eukaryota; Metazoa; Chordata; Mammalia; Carnivora; Herpestidae. Gene Ontology annotation, cellular component: membrane; gamma-secretase complex; endoplasmic reticulum.
CCUUAUCAUCGGGUGAUUCAGAUGUAGAGCCGAAGGCUGGAAACCUGUGAAAACACCGAAGCACCUGUCAGUGCAUCCCCUGGCAGGAGCUUGAGCUUUUUUCUGGUUGGUAUCUCUGCUGUUUUCCUCUCUUUUUUGGUUCAUGGCAAGAACCAUUACUGACAACAAAGAUGGACCAAUACAGAAAUACCUGCUGAUCUUGGGAGUGUUAGUCUCAGUCGUUGUCCAAGAACUGUUUCGGUUUGCGUAUUAUAAACUUUUGAAAAAAGCCAGCGAGGGCUUGAAGACUAUAAACCCAGAUGAGACAGCACCCUCUAUGCGAUUGCUGGCCUACGUUUCUGGCUUGGGUUUUGGAAUCAUGAGUGGAGUAUUUUCCUUUGUCAAUACCCUUUCUGACUCCUUGGGACCAGGCACGGUGGGCAUUCACGGAGACUCUCCUCAGUUCUUCCUGAAUUCAGCUUUCAUGACGCUGGUUAUCAUACUGCUGCACGUGUUCUGGGGCGUCGUAUUUUUUGAUGGCUGUGAGAAGAAAAAGUGGUCUGCCCUUCUCGUCGUUCUUCUGACCCACCUGCUGGUGUCGGCCCUGACUUUCAUAAGUCCUCAUUAUGGAAUAAAUUUGGUGUCAACAUACAUAAUUGUGGUGCUCAUGGGCAUCUGGGCGUUCUUUGUUGCUGGAGGCAGCUGCCGAAGCCUGAAACUGUGCCUACUCUGCCAAGACAAGGACUUCCUCCUUUUCAACCAGCGUUCCAGAUAACCUCUGCGAGCCAGCACCUGCCAAACAGCCACCUUCCCAGACAGACCAGUCCUCAUGGACAGAGAAGGUUCAUUUUGAACCAAAACCAGCUCACCUCUUCUUUCUUCUGAAAAGCCAAAUGGACACUGCCAGGACAACACAGAUGCCAAGAACGCCAGCCAGGGCCACUGAAAGGAUGAUGCCUGGUGAAGAGGCAAUGAACACACAUUACCUUCCUCCCGUCCCCUCCGUCUCAUCCGGUAGCCCAUGGAUGUGAAGUCAUGUGACAGCUGUAUAAUCUGCCACAGAAAGGUGUGAUUUCCCCACUUCUGUUCUUAGAUUCUGGUCUUUGGCUCAGCAGAACUGGCUAGAGUACUUAGGGGGAGCCAUUUGCAAACUGUAGUGACUCUUUAAAGGUUCUCAAACUUGCACCAGGAUCAUCUGAAGAGCUUGUUUAAAUGUAGACUUUUUAUUUGGGGGGGCCAACCAUCAGAGACUGAUUCAGUCUGCAGUAGGGCCCAGCAAUCUGCAUUUUUACCAAACAGCUCUAGCUGAUGCUGAUGUACAUGGUUCAUGAACCAUACUUUGAGAAACCUUGAGCUACAGAAUAAGAACUUACUCUAUCUUUGUUUGCUGGACUUAAGGCCCAUUGGGAUACCUCUAUUGGCCUUGCCCCUAAGCUCCCAUUGCACAGUCCUAAACAGUCCAAGACAACCAGAGGUCCAUUGCCAAGAUCACCUAGCCAGUCACCCAACCUCCACACUGGGCUCAGGCAUGUUUUUUUUAGGCAAUGGCUUCCACCAUGGCAACAGAAGGUCUUGGAUAGGCUCAUUGAAUGUACAUAUGCUAUAGAGUGAUUUGGUCUUUCAUUAGGGAAGCAUUUGAUUGGCAAUUCAUCUUUGAAUCACAGAAUGACCUGAAGGUAGGACCCACUGCAAGGAGAGGACCAGGGACCAGAGCAAUAGCACAGAGAAGCAGGGAGGAUGGGCUGGAAGUAUCACAGGCCCAGAUCACACCAAGAAUCACAGAGGUCACCCAGCUGCAGCAUGCAAGGCCAGCAGGCCACAUACCCAGACUCAGUCCUGUGUAGGUAAGGUCUUGCACUUCAAAGGGGAGAGGAAAAGGGUGAACAUUAACCAGGUCAAACCGUGUGCUGAACAUUUGGUUAGAAGUACAGGGCUGAUACAGACUUUCUGAGAGUAUUCUCUCUUGACUCAGGUGCCUGAAGGUAUAGACAGAGUUGCCCACCUUGGGAAUUCACAGUUUUGGUCACAGCAGUCUCUUUGCUAGGGCAAGACUUCAGUUUUUAGUACAACAUGGCUACAGUAGAAGAUGAGGAAGGGUAAGGAUCAGAGUCUCCUUGGGGCUCUAUUAUCUGCUGCUUGGGUACCUACCCCUCUUCACCUGUAAGGAGUCUUCCAGGUUCUGGCUGGCUGGGACUGGCAGGGCUUUGUCAGAGCCUGUGACUAGACCUCUGCCCCAUCCCUAUCCAGUCUUGUUAUCAGGAUGUGGUUCUGUGUUUGCUUUGGCCACACUGGGCAAACUGGAGAAACCCCUCCCUCAACACUAGUCUCCCUUCUCUGAUAUGGAACCAGAAGAUUGUGACUUCUCUUAGUGAGUUCCUUUUGGAGUAAGUUAGGAGUCUUCAGUAGGGCUGAAAUAGUGCCCAGCUCUCUGAAGUAAAAUCCUAGUCAGCCUCGUAGGGACCUCCCUGGGGGAGGGUCACAGAUGAGCCCAUCCUCUUGAGUAAGACAAAGGUGCCCAGUCAUGAAACCCCCCUGUGUUACCUUUACAUGCUCCUUCCAGGUUCUUAGAACUACUCUGCAUUCUCCCAAUUAGGUCCCCCAUCUAAAGAAAGUCUCUGUUACAUAUGCCCUCUUGUCUGGUGGUUUUCUGACCUUACCAGAAACUUCAAGCACAUAUGUGUCUGUGUCGUUUGGGUGCUGGUUCCAGUUUGCAUUGGAAGCCAGAGUUGUACUCAGUAGUGGCCACCCAGCAUGACACUCAGGAAAGCCCACUCUGAGACUCAGACCUUGGGAGAGCCCUGGCCAGUUGUGAGAUGUCAGCAGCAGAGGGCCAGGGACUCACACUUGGGAGCACUUGAUACCCUGGGGAACCAACCUGAGACUGCAGAAUGAGGGCUUUUUUGUUCACCCUGUUUUCCUGGUAUGUGGCCAGAGUCUGGUUGAUUCCCCUGGAGCCCUCAGCCCUGUGUUUUUUUCCCCUACUGCCCUCUUCCCAGUUUCACAUGGAGCCUGCAGCCUCCCUCAUCCAAGGCUGGCCUCUAGGAGUCUCUGGUCUGGCCUCCCCGGGCAGCCCCAGGCUGCUGUCAGAAUAAGCAGAGCAGGUCUAGAGAGGAGCGAUCCACAAAGUACAGGGUGGCCUGUUCUCUUGGCUCUUGCUGGCCAUUGUCAACAGCCCAUGGCCUCCCAAGUGGCAGAAAGAGAGCGACCCCUGUGGCCUGAUUUCCUGCUCCAGGUCCCUUCUUCUAACCUGAAUACAAGGACCCGUCUGUGGCUUAGGGAGACACUCCGGACAGGAGUCUCUUCUGAGGAGUGUCCAGUGUCUGUACAGCAUAUGCUCUGCUCUCUGGACAGCCUCUGGCCUCUGCACGCUGUAACUUGGUAUUCUGGAUUUUUUAAGCUACCUAGAGGCAACCAAGGCCUCGAAGAUCUUAAAAACAACAGCCAAACCCCCAACUUAGUCAUGGUUUCUUUUCUAAGCCUUUUGAUGAAAUACACUUUUGUUCUUUGUUCCUAAAGCUCCAGAUGUUCGUGGUAGCAAACUAGUUCCAGCCACAUAAGACCAUUACUAGUAAGCCUAACCACUGGCUAAGCCGCCCAGACUGAGCAGUUUCUAAAAGUUGUUGCUUUCACAGUCACCUCAAAUAUCCCGAGAGCCACACAGGGCCUCGGACAGCUGAGCAGCCCCACUCCAGGCUGUAGGAGGUGCCCCCAGGGAGCUUGGGAGACAGAGCCAAGUCUACAGAAGCAAGGCCGCCAGAGAUGAGACUUCUCAAGAGCUAUGGCCCAAGAUUUCUGGAGGGAAAUCUGGCUGCCCUUAGCUGUAUUAGGCCCUAUAAACAACAGCCUAAUUUAACCCAGGGUUCUAACCACCGUUCCUUGCUCCUGGAUGACCACUUCUGAGGGCCUAAGUUGCCUUUCUGUGGAAACAAUGAAAUAAGCAAGCCACCACAAAGACAAGGAAAGCCCCAGAGCCUGGGACAGAUGCUUCUCAGCCAAGACUUCGAUGCAGCAAAAACAAAGCAGCUUGACUAAGCACGUGAAGAGCACAGGCCACUAUGGAAGAGGAAUGGCAGUGAGGGGGUCACCUCACAAGAAUUCUACUCCCAAGGGAGCCCAGGGAAGGAAGAUGUUGUCAGGAUGCUGCCCCCUGCCAGUUGAGCCAGCCCCAACCACCCAAGACGCAGGACUUCUCUGCAGAGCCCAAUAAAGUCCACGGAGCUUGGGGACCCUUGGAGGUAGAUGCUAAAGUAUCUGCUAAUCAACGGGAGAAGGAAAGUCAGGGAGACUCUGGCGGCACAGGGAUAGCUCUUGGGGCAACUGAAGAAGCAGAGCCCAGAGAAGCCAACGCCUGCAUCGAGCAGAGCCUGUGGGACGGUGUAGAGAGUAGGGAACACAGAUGAUGGCGGGAGGGACACAGGCAGAGAAAUUCAUCUGCAGAUUAAACAAACAAAUGGUUUGGUUUCUAAGUGGUGAAUAACACAGGGAGGUCCUACUGAAGAACAGUGAGAUAGGAGAAACAGAGACAGGCUGGUUGACAGGGAUGGCCCGCGAGAGCUACAUGAGAACACAAUGAAGGGGCUUCUGAGCUGGCUGGUUAAGAGGGUGCAUGCCAUACGGAUGCGGGAGAGCUCCCUGCUCUCUCUAAAGUGCCCCAGCACGGGUCAGGUGAGCAAAGAUAGGGCAGUAUGACACAGAGGGAAAUCACACAGAUACAGAAGAAUUUGGUUGUCACAUGCCUCCCCCAGGAAGGUACAGAUCCUGGAGAAGGCAGACACUCUGGUUGCCACAGGGGCACUGCUACCUGUUCUCGCUGGCUCAGGAGCUGGAUCUUCCACUGGGAUCUUGCUGGACCGAGGGAUGCUGCUUAACUGCUUGUGAGGUCUUCUGAAGCCUCAAGUGCAGGCACAGAAAAGCCCAGCAGAAGGAACAAGCCCCUCAUUCACACAGCUUGCCGUUCCUGGAACAACUCUAGCAUUUUCGAGAUCUAUGUGCAAUUCUGUUUAUUCAAACAGAAUUUUAAAUAAAAAGGAAUACAAUCA